This is a messenger RNA of Lonchura striata (white-rumped munia), 3481 nucleotides long. RefSeq names its product SMC5/6 complex localization factor 1 (gene SLF1). Gene Ontology annotation, biological process: DNA damage response; positive regulation of double-strand break repair; protein localization to site of double-strand break. Gene Ontology annotation, cellular component: nucleus; site of double-strand break. Gene Ontology annotation, molecular function: protein binding. The record is from RefSeq and is a predicted model, not a curated record. Lineage: Eukaryota; Metazoa; Chordata; Aves; Passeriformes; Estrildidae.
GUGUCCCUGCGACGGGGCCGGCGGGGACCCUUCCCCCGCGGGGCGAGGGGAGCCUGCCCGCGCUGCCGGCAGCGGAGCAGGGCUUCGAGGGACUGAACCACCGCGCAUUUGCGUGCAGAGAGAGCCCCGAUGCCAGGCCGGGGGGGCUCGGCCCGCUACGCGUUGCACUUCGGGAGUCUCGGGCUACUCCGUUAUCGCCUUUUAGGUGUCUUUGUUGUGAGAGCUUAAAAUGUGGUGUACGAGUAUUCAUUCCUUUUGGUGUGUUUUCCUAUUGGAAAAGAAGUAGCAAAUACUAGUCGGGCCUUGCAAGCAACUUCCCAUGGUGUGUACUUUGUGUGUUAAUGUUUCCUUUUCAUUCUUUCAGCAGAUGGCAAGUUGCAGCCAGAAGAGGAUAAUACAAAUCACUGGAUUUAAAAAUCAAGAGAAGAAGGCACUACUCAAAUGCCUGUUCAAGCUGAACUGUGUUUUUGUAGAGAGUAAGAAAUACAGAAAUUGUACACAUCUUGUAGCAAAAAAGCUGUGCAAGAGUGAAAAAGUCUUAGCUGCCUGCGCUGCUGGGAAGUGGGUACUAACUAAGGAGUACAUAAUUAAUAGUGCUGAAAGUGGCAGAUGGCUUGAUGAAACAACGUACGAAUGGGGAUAUGAAAUUGAAAGAGACACCCAUUAUUCACCUCAAAUGCAAUCUGCACCUAAAAGAUGGCGUGAAGAACUGACAAACUCUAGUGCUCCAGGGGCCUUCCACAGAUGGAAAGUUGUCCUCCUUGUUAAGAGAUGUGAUAAACGAAUGGCAUGUAUUAGAAGUGCCUUGCUGUUGGAUAGAGUUCUUAAAGCUGGAAAGGCAACCAUAUGUUCAUCUGAAAAUGCAGAGCACAAUAUAACUCAUGUGUUCAUCAGUGGUAAAAUUUCUCCUUUACAAAAUAAAAAGCAUCUCUCUGAAACUCAACACUACCAUUUGGAAUAUAUAGGACAUUACCUUUUUCAAAAUGAAAUACAAAAUCCCGAAGAUACACAAAUGAACAAUGUCCUGGCUGCACAAGAAACGGAUCUAGUCAUGUCUAAAAUGGAACUUGCUGAAAUGAAAAAUGUUAUUAUAAAACAUAUGUAUUUUACUGCGACUAUUAAGCACAGGCUUAUGCAAACAGACCGGCUGAACUGCAAUCCAGAGGUUCAAAGUACUAACUGGUCCAGGGGUACUUGGUCUAUACUUCAAGGAUACGUGGAAGAAGACUUACUUCAUGAUGUAGUCACAGAACUUGCUACAGGCCAUAUGUACAGUGCACCUCCUGUGCAACUUCUUCAUCCUCUUCUAGAAUAUGUCCUAUUGGGAAACAAUGAUACAUUAUUUUUUGCCAAACUUUGUCAUGUUUUUUACCUUGUUCUUCAUUGUGAACCUCCCUGGAAGUCCCCAUUGAUGUUGAAGUACUAUUUGGAUUUUCUUCAGUGUCCUAUCUGUAAGAAAGGCACAUGGUCCUUUAUAGAGAUGCUUGUAAGGUCUUGCCUUUAUUGUGAAACAGUUUGUCAUACAGUCACAGUUUUAGAGACAGAAGAUGAACUGAGGAUAGUUCAUAAAACAUUAUUGAAGUAUUUCUUUGAUUUAGUUAAAGGCGAAGUAGAGUUUCUGACAAAAAGUUUGGUUGAAGGAACAAAUUCACAGCAUCAAGACUUGCCUCAGACGGUUCUUCUGAAGACAUUCUUGGUUGAAAGUGGGACCGCAGUGCUUUUUACCAAACACAUAAAUAUUCUAGCAGAUUGGGUCAUAUUUUCCUAUAGAGAAUUAAAUGGAAAAAAUGAUGCUUUCAGAAGUGAAGUUGCUGGUCUAUUAAAUGCAAUUCUUGGAACUGUAGUGGACUAUUGGAUCGUAUCAGGUUUGCUCAUGGACAGAAAUGUGUUUCAUCAAGUGCCUGAUUUGGCGCAUUACCUUGCCAUUUCAUGUGACGAUUUUUCUGCAUGUCAAUUAAAAAUGUUUCUUUGUGCCAUACCAUCCGACUGGCUUCAGCUGUUUGUUGCAGAAGCAAUUUUCAAACAAAUGUGUUUACAGAGGAAUAUUGCUGUUUCUACAGAACCUCUUUCUCUUCAGAAAAUAGUCUGUUCCUAUUCACCUGCUUUGCGAGAGAUAGGGAUGCAUAAGACAGAGAUACACAAAGCAAAGAAAAAGAAAAUAGGGCAACAGCCAUGCCCUGAGUCUCAAAGGACAUUACAGAUGCUAAAUGGCGAUAAGCAGAACCAAGUCAAAGUGCUGCCUGAUCUACCUGACUUAAUCUUUAAUAAGCUUACAGGAAAAACAGAAGUCCAGACUGCACACACCAAAGGGAGUUAUCUUUUGACUGAAGAGGUACACAAGAGGAAUAUUAAAGGAGAGACAGCCCUGCAUAAAGCUUGCAGAAAUAACAAAGUGGAGAGAUUGAUUCAGCUUCUCUCUUUGCCAGGAACAGACAUUAAUGUUAAAGAUUAUGCUGGCUGGACGCCUUUGCAUGAAGCCUGUAACCAUGGUAGCACAGCAUGUGUCCGUGAAAUUCUGGAGCGUUGUCCAGAGGUAGACCUGCUCAGUCAAGUGGAUGGGGUGACUCCUUUGCAUGAUGCACUGUCAAAUGGACAUGUAGAAAUUGGCAAGCUGCUACUUCAGCAUGGGGGGCCAGUCCUUCUAGAGCAAAGGAACUCCCAUGAGAAACUGCCACUGGAUUGUGUUGAGUCAGUCACAGCAAAGGAAGAACUUUUCAAUCUUGUUUAUCCAGGAGAGAGCAUUGAAAACUUCUGUGAAUACAGAGAACAAGAUUUUUGCAAUCAGAAGAAAGAACUGUGUUUGAUUUUGUUUACUAAGAUGCUGACUAAUUUUUGUUCCAUUUAUAAUUUGUCUACACCUCUUACUGUAACUCUGAGAGUGAUCUCUUGUUCAAAUGUACUUCCGGUAAUGGCUUGUGAUAGCUCUAAGAUGAAAAAUGCAUUUUCUGGAGAUUGGUUGGUAGAUACAUAUUUUAAAGAGCUAGAAACUUUUGAAAAACUACCACAGUUUCUUCAAGAAAUAUCUGAAAGCAUGUUAUUCUUCCCUGGUGAACAGGCGAAGGCCUUAUUAGCAGCUCUGGAAACUAUGGUAGAAGCAUGUCAGUGCCUAAAUCUUUCUAGCAAGUAAAUUCCAAACAACCACAUUGGCUGAAUCUUGAGUGUUACUACCUUCUACUUGCCUGCAUGUGUGUAAUCUUAGGAAAGUGCUGUAUCAUUUAUACUCAGUUAAACUGUCUUGGAAGUUGGGUCUUUUUUUUUUACAUGCCUUGUGCCAUAUUUCUCUUUGGUUUUUAGAGGCAGUGACCCUAAACUUAAACCAAGCAAUUGAUUGUUUCAUUUCCUGAGAAAGGUUUAUGUCUACAUAUUUUGAUAUCCCUUAAUAAAACUAAUGUUAUAAAUAUGUAAUGAAAUAAAAAUAUAUGGAAAAGCAAAUUCCUUCUAUCCAUUUUCAUCUUACUUAAUAAAAAAUAAGAUUAAAAUU